Molecule: messenger RNA, 786 nt
Organism: Tremella mesenterica DSM 1558
Lineage: Eukaryota; Fungi; Basidiomycota; Tremellomycetes; Tremellales; Tremellaceae
Exons: 1
Coding region: 1-786 (261 amino acids)
Source: RefSeq, a predicted model, not a curated record
AUGGGGGACCAGCCGCCUCCUUAUGAAGCCCCUGAAGUUCUCCCUGAUUAUACAUGUCAUGACGCCCCUCCCUAUACACGUACGUCCGGGCCCCCGGCUCUUCCGUGGGGUGACCUGGACACCAACACCCGACAAGAAGGCAUCAAGCUUCUGACAAGGGCUUUCCACUCAGCCCAGGGGAUUGCCGCGUGCCAUCAGAAAUUAUUCUAUCCAUCACGCAAUGGCUCCACUCAUCACAAAGAUGAAGCCGAACGAUACACUCGGAUGGCCGAUAAGUUUGAUGCACAGCUGAAGACCUUGAAUGUCACCCUUUCACCUGACUCUACCGUUUCGACUGGCAGUCAGAUACUUCGUUGGUCUCUAGAACUGAAUGAUUUUUCACUGUUUCACCUAGUGGCACCCUACAUUCAAAAUGCAACCACUCCAGUUUCGGGAGACACAGCGGGAAUGCAUUGUGACGGGGUGAUUGAGUUUGCUCAAUCUGUCCGUCAGCUUGCUGGGGCUCUUGAUCUCCCCGCCGCCAGUCAGUACAGACCAAAUUACCGUGCACUGCCCCCCCUCUGGAUAGACCAAGCCUUGCGCAUUGAAGAGUUGCUAUCGGGACAGGGUAGUGCGGUUCCAGCACCCUCAGCCAUCACGCUUGAACAACUCCCACAAUGUGAAAAUCGAGUUUACUUUUUCAUCAAGAGUCACGGUAGCUCCCUCUUUCCUUUGACCGACGCAGUGACUGAGUGCCUGGCCUCCCACGAACAACCAUCAGCUCAAUCAUCCACCCUUUCUCAGUGA